Theobroma cacao (cacao) is the source of this 1733-nucleotide messenger RNA. Its product is annotated as protein ANTAGONIST OF LIKE HETEROCHROMATIN PROTEIN 1. Lineage: Eukaryota; Viridiplantae; Streptophyta; Magnoliopsida; Malvales; Malvaceae. The record is from RefSeq and is a predicted model, not a curated record.
AUCUACCAUUUCAAAUCAUCUGCUUUCACAUUUCGUCAAUCAAGCCCUUCAAUCAACAAAAAGAAACCCUUAAUUGGCUUUAUGGAAAUCGGUUCUUUCACAUUUCUAUCUCCGGAAGAUUUUUCUUAUAACAACAACAGCAACUUCUCUUGGUUUCAAGAUAUGGACAAUGGGUUCAAUGGGAACGGCAAGAAGAGGGGUAGAAAAGAUGACGAAUCUUUGGUCAACGAAGAAUCGAAGAAGAGCGCGUAUGGGGAUAUACUUUCCUCGAUUUUGCUCUUGGACGAGGAAGCAAAGCAAGAGCAACUUCAAUGGGUCACUGACUCUGAAGAAGAAAAAGCUUUCUUCGAAGCCAACUACAAGGAAAAAGUUCAAGAAAUGAAUGGUUAUUUCGACCAGCUGCAGAACCAAUACACUGAAAUGGACGAAUUGGAUAAUUCCAGUAACAAACGCGCUCGUAAAUCCAGUAUAGCGGUUGCUGCUGCCGUCGCAGCGAGUUCAUCUGGUUCGGACAAUGUGGGCCCAUCGCAGACGGGCAGUGGAUCCGGCCAGCAGAGGCGGUUAUGGGUAAAAGAUCGAUCUAAGGACUGGUGGGAGAAGUGUAACCACCCGGAUUUCCCCGAUGAGGAGUUUAAACGCGCUUUUCGUAUGAGCAAAGCCACGUUCGAUAUGAUCUGCGAGGAGUUGGAACAUGUGGUGAUGAAAAAGAACACGAUGCUUCGUGACGCGAUCCCGGUUCGUCAGCGAGUGGCGGUUUGUAUUUGGAGGUUGGCGACGGGCGAGCCGCUUAGGAUGGUAUCGAAACGAUUCGGAUUGGGGAUUUCCACUUGCCAUAAGCUGGUAUUGGAGGUUUGCACAGCGAUAAAAACCGUUUUGAUGCCUAAAUUUGUUCAAUGGCCUGACGAGAAUAAUAUGAAGAGGAUUAAAGAGGAUUUUGAGUCGGCCACUGGGAUUCCAAAUGCGGGUGGUUCCAUGUACACUACUCACGUGCCUAUCAUUGCACCAAAAGUUAGCGUGGCAGCGUAUUUUAACAAAAAGCAUACGGAGAGGAAUCAGAAAACUUCCUAUUCGAUUACCCUUCAAGGAGUUGUUGAUCAACGAGGAGUGUUUACAGAUGUUUGUAUUGGCUGGCCUGGUUCCAUGUCUGAUGAUCAAGUUUUAGAGAAGUCUGCCUUUUACCAACGAGCCGCCAGGGGACAAUUGAAGGAUGUUUGGGUCGUAGGGGGUAAAGGGUACCCUUUGAUGGACUGGGUUUUGGUUCCUUAUACUCACCAGAAUCUGACUUGGGCUCAACAUGCUUUUAAUGAGAAAAUUGGGGAGAUCGAGAAGGUGGCCAAGGAAGCAUUCGCCAGAUUGAAAGGGAGGUGGUCUUGUUUGCAAAAGAGAACCGAGGUUAAGCUACAGGAGUUGCCUGUUGUGCUUGGAGCUUGCUGCGUUUUGCAUAAUAUAUGUGAGAUGAGAAAUGAGGAGAUUGACCCUGAGCUCAGAUUUGAGCUUUUUGAUGAUGAAAUGAUCCCAGAGAACAAUUUGAGGUCUAUGGCUGCCGAACAAGCCAGGGAUCACAUUGCUCACAAUUUGUUGCACCAUGGCCUUGGUGGCAUUGGUUUUCUAUAGUGGUUUAUUAUUAUUAUUAUGAUUAGUAAUUAAUUUAGAAUCGUUUUUGUAGUCUUUUAUCUUUUGCUUGUCAUUCUUUUUGGCUAUGGAAAUAAAGAUCAUUUUUGAUUUAUUUCUUA